Argiope bruennichi is the source of this 1321-nucleotide messenger RNA. RefSeq lists its product as uncharacterized. The coding region runs from base 171 to 1058 and encodes 295 amino acids. The transcript has 4 exons. Gene Ontology annotation, molecular function: acyltransferase activity, transferring groups other than amino-acyl groups. The record is from RefSeq and is a predicted model, not a curated record. Lineage: Eukaryota; Metazoa; Arthropoda; Arachnida; Araneae; Araneidae.
AAUCACAUAAACUGAAAAUCAAUUGCUUUAAAAACGUUGUCUAGCAAGUGAAAGAAAAUUUAGUUUCAUAUCUUAGCUUGUAAUUUGUAAACACACCUUCAAGAUUUGGUUAGACCGAAGCAACAGAAGAGUCUAGAAUUUGUUACAGAUAACACUAAAAAUAAUUAAUUAUGGUGCAUUAUACAAUACGACCCUUUCGGCCUGAUGACAUCCCUGGCAUCCUUAAAGUGGCUUUGCCCAGCACUUAUCAAUAUUCCAAGGAAAGUUUGGAAUCUUGGAUAAAACACGACCCUGAAGGCAUUUUAGUAGCAGAGUUAGAUUCAGGUAAAAUUAUUGGAUUAUGCGCUGCAGUUAUAAUUAACGAAGAAAUAGCUUUCGCAGGAGCAUUUUGUGUUUUGGAAGAUUACAGACACUUAGAUGUUGGAAAUAAACUCUACAUUCGGAAUUUCAAACAUGUGGGGGAUAGGAAUGUGGGUCUCAAUUGUUCAGCCGAUAAGAUAAUGAUUUACAAGAAUAGAGGAUUUAAUAUUUUCGAGGAAUCCUGGUCAAUACUGGAGUAUGAGUACCUUGGUCCUCUUAAUACCGGCGUAUUAUCAGACGUCCUUCCAGCAGGAAUUGAACUAAAAGCAUUUGAAGACUCAUACCUUGAAGCUAUAUAUGCAUAUGAUCGUAUGCUAGUAGGCUACGACAGAAGGGAAAUAGUGAAAGCAAACUGCAAGGAACCCAGCACAAAGACUUUGAUCGCUUUCAGAAGAGGCAUUUGUGUUGGCUACGGUUGCGUAAAGAUUAAUAUCUUUUACGCUGCUCGUGUGGGCCCACUGUAUUGCAACGAUCAGAAUGUCGGAGAAGUGAUGUUCAAGAGACUUCUCGAACAGAUGCCAAGCGCAAAGGGUUUGGCGAUGUCCACAAUGAGUCAAAAUCUGAUCGCGAAUGGGUGUGCGAAAAGAAUGGGGAUACCAAUACAUCAGAAUCUACUCAGGCUAUAUACUAAAGAAAAAAUGUUUGUGAAUACAAGUAAAAUAUUUGCACAUUUUGACGUGGAUUUUUCACCAUUUUAAUUAAUUAAAAUUAUUUUUUUAAAAAAAUUAUAGAUUUUUACUCGUUUUUAAUGUGAAUUUUCUCUUUUUUUACUAAUUGAUUUUUCAUUUGGUUAUUUUAUCUAAAGAGAAAAUGUAUGUAACACAGAUAAAAUGUUUGCUCAUUUUAAUGUGAAUUUCUCACCAUUUUAAUGGAAUAAAAUUGUGUGUUUUUAGAAAAAGAAAAUGUGUUUAAAAAUAAAAAGUUUACUCGUUUUUAAUGCGACUUUUCGCUUUUUUAAUAA